AUGGAGCCGCCCCAGCAUGAUGUUCCUCAGUCAAUCGUACUUGCAAAGAGACUCAUUGCGUGCGAUCUAUGCAGGACGAAGAAGAUCAGGUGUGUCGGCGACGACCCUUGCAGCAAUUGCGUCGAGCAUGGAGCAGAAUGCAUUUUCAGCCCACGCCAGCGCCGCCGGAAAGGGAAUCCCAAGGGCUUGCCUUCAUUGGCACGUCGGCUUGCUCGUUUCAAGGACCUGUUGGAAGCAGCAAGGAUAUCUAGCGACGAUGGCGGUCAGCUUUCAGACCUUCUCGGGGCCAAAGUACCAGAACUUCCGCAUUCAAUACUAGCAUUGGGCUCAGACCAACCACAGCAAAGUCCUGCAGAAAUCAGUCAGCAAGAACAACGUCCCCAAGCCAUAGUUUGUGCCGGCGAGCCUCCAGGACCAGCCAGUGACGCCUUCGACCCCUUGCAGCAUCAUGCAGGGCAUCCGUCACGGAGCCAAUUGCCAUGCCCCGUCACGAAGACCCCGUCCCAGCCUGAUUCCAACGAGGCACCCUGGGAGCGCCUUGAGAGUCCCAGCCAAUCGGCGUCCAUAGAUGAUCGCGGAGACAUGGGCGGCUAUCACACAUUCCAAGACGACAUCGAGUACUGGGGCCCCCGAACCAGCAUGGCCAUCUGCUCGCAGGCUGGUAUAGCCUGGGUCAGGGAACGGGUGAAACAGCCCGAUUUCCGAGUCAGCGCAAACAGAUUCACGCAGGAUGUCGCACGACGGUUAAAGCUGGAGAAGCGGCCCACGAAGGAGCGAAAAGAGGAACCGGGGCUCACCGACUCGCUCCGAUUCACUCAUGCAUAUUUCGAGGAAGCCCCCGAUGCGGCGCUUGGGAUCGUGCGGCGCUCGUGCUUCGAGGCUAGACUUCGUUCGUUUUGGGCCAGCUCAGAGGAUGAAGAUGACCCGUGUUGGUACGCCCUGCGAAAUGUCGUUUUCGCAUCGGGAUGUCGCUUGGUACGGUCCGGUGAGAAGGGGUAUACCGAGGCUCACCGAGAAUCAUGGUCUUAUUUCGAGAAUGCCCUCUCGGUGCACGCGGAGCUCCUAUACUUCCGCAGCUCCGUCAUGGGCGUACAGGCUCUGACACUCAUGGCAUACUUUGCUGAGGCCGUCUCAUGCACGAUGUUACAAUAUAUGCUCGUCUCCAACGCAUAUCGUCUUGCAUGUGGGCAAGGAUUGCACGUACAGCCGGCACCAUCCUGGAACUUACCAGAGGAAGAGAAGUCUCUGCGGCAAUGCGUGUUUUGGGCCAUCUACUGCCUCGACAAACAAAUCGCCGUUCGGUCCGGGCGUCCUUCGUUGAUUGAUGAUGAAGAGAUCAACUGUCAACUUCCAACUUCGGACCGUUCGGAUGGCUCGGUCAAUGUCCGAUAUACACAAGCGUGCAUCAAAAUCAACCAUCUUUCCUCCGUGACUCGCAAAAUGCUCUUCAAAGCAUCGGCAUGGCGCCAGGCGCCCGAACAUCUGGUCAACAACGUUACAAUGCUUCAAAUGAAGCUCGAGGAACUCCGAGCUAGCUUGAAACAUCAAUGCCAGAUCGACCUGCCAAUGAACAUCACGAAGCCGCCAGCGGGCCUCAACAUGCAGCAAGCCCUGUUCAUACAGUUUCUUUACUACAACUUGGUCUGGGAUAUUCAUACAACGCUGGCGCAUCCGUGGUUCCGCGGUGUUACCGGACUUGACCGACAUCCAGAUUUCCAAGUCCAGAUCAGUCAAUCAUGCGCGAUGGUGGCAGAAACAUCGAGGGCGACAAUCCUUGAUUCCAGGUUUAUCCAGCUUGAUGCGAGUUGUCCAAUGCCGGUCGCAUACUAUUCUCCGUUGUACGCCGUCGUCAACGUCUUUAUUAAUAUCCUGUGCGAUCCUUCUGGCGCUGCGGCCCAGUCGGACCUCCGUUUGAUGGACGUGGCCAGCGGAUAUUUUGCACGCCUGGAGUAUACCACCGAUUCGCAGUGGUCGGUGCCGCUUGUCAAGGAUACUGCGACCAUUGCCAGAAAUGCGGUGGGAAAUCUCAGUCGGCAUCCUGGUCUUAUCGCGCAGCAACCUGAGAGCACAUCGACGAUGAAUCCUGCACUUCCAAGCCUGGACCCAGUCUGCGAGCCAGCGAUGGAUGAUAAUAAUACUGACCAGGUAUGA
This is a messenger RNA of Exophiala xenobiotica, 2151 nucleotides long. RefSeq lists its product as uncharacterized. Gene Ontology annotation, molecular function: zinc ion binding; DNA-binding transcription factor activity, RNA polymerase II-specific; DNA binding. Gene Ontology annotation, biological process: regulation of DNA-templated transcription; DNA-templated transcription. The record is from RefSeq and is a predicted model, not a curated record. The transcript has 4 exons. Bases 1 to 2151 code for a protein of 716 amino acids. Lineage: Eukaryota; Fungi; Ascomycota; Eurotiomycetes; Chaetothyriales; Herpotrichiellaceae.